This is a messenger RNA of Cajanus cajan (pigeon pea), 1196 nucleotides long. RefSeq names its product SGNH hydrolase-type esterase superfamily protein. NCBI's taxonomy places the organism in Eukaryota, Viridiplantae, Streptophyta, Magnoliopsida, Fabales, Fabaceae. Gene Ontology annotation, molecular function: hydrolase activity, acting on ester bonds. The record is from RefSeq and is a predicted model, not a curated record.
UCCAUCACAUUAUCAAGUUGUCAUGGCUUCCAUAGCAAAGUUCUUCUUCAUUCUCCUCUCCCUUUGCAUGCUAAAUUCCGUGACUACCGCUAGUAAUGUCACUGCUAUCUUCGCCUUUGGCGACUCUACCGUAGAUUCGGGUAACAACAAUCACUUUAACACUCUCUUUCGUAGUGACCACUUACCCUAUGGUCGUGACUUUCCCACCCACCUUCCAACGGGGAGGUUCUCAAACGGGAAAAUAGCGACCGAUUUCCUUGCCCAAAUUCUUGGCAUCAAAGAUCUCUUACCUGCUUAUCUUAACCCACUUGUGACCGAUAAUGAUUUGAUCACUGGAGUGAGUUUUGCCUGUGGUGGUGCCGGCUUGGACCCCAACACCGUGGCAUUGGCCAAGGUUUUUGGCUUGUCCACUCAAUAUGGUUUGUUUGAACAAGCCAUGCGAAGGAUAAGUAGCGUUUAUGGAGAAGAAAAAGCGACCAAUAUCGUCGAAAACGCUUUGUUUGUGAUUAGUAUUGGGACUAAUGAUAUGCUCUACAAUGUAUAUUUGUCACCGGUGAGGAUCACUCGCUAUGGUUCUAUUUCCUCGUACCAAGAUUUCAUGCUACAAAAUCUUGAUGCUUUUAUUCAGAGGCUCUACGCUGCAGGAGCACGUCGCAUUUUGGUGGCAGGUCUUCCUCCAAUUGGGUGUCUCCCAAUAGAAAUAACAUUAACAAGCAUGCUACCAAGCCAACACUGGCUCCAACGUUUGUGUAACAUCCAACAGAACUUGGAUUCUAAAGGCUACAACAACAAGCUUCAAUCCCAUAUUCAUUUACUCCAAUCCACACUCACAGCUGCUAAGAUCGCUUAUUUUGAUAUCUAUAAGCCCAUUCUGGAUAUGGUCCGAAAUCCAGCCAAAUAUGGCUUUGAAGAAACAGUUGAUGGAUGCUGUGGCACAGGGCUAUUGGAGAUGGGUCCUGUGUGCAAUAUAAUGGAACUAACAUGCCCUGAUUCGUCAAAGUAUCUGUUCUGGGAUGCUGUGCACCUUACUGAAGCAGGAAACUACUUUCUUGCCCAGAGUGGUCGAAAAAAUGUGCUUCCAUACCUUACUAAUUAGGCCACUACAAUUUUAGAUUUUAUAUAAGCAUUUUUUUUCUUGGGAUAAAUGUUUUAUCUUGUUCUUGUUCGUGACAGUUUGGCUAGGAAUUUUAUUUUAU